CAAAUAUUGCAACUGUAUGCGCAUAUCACUUUCAGAGCGAUAUAUGGACGACGGUGCUAGGGAUUUCCAUGGCGAACAUAUCUUAGAAUCACUUGUGAUUUCAGAAUACUGCAAGAUAUGGCGUCAAGGAUCGUUUUACUAAUGGUGUUUGUCUUUGAUGCAAUUGCUUUUGCGCUUGCAGUUGUUGCCGAACAGCGGAGGACUAAAGCGACAAUCCAAACCGUCGAUGAAUUUGCCAGCAAUGAUUAUAGUUUUAGCUAUUGUAAGUAUGGUUCAGACAUUGCAACUGGCUUGGGCGUGGCAUCUUUUGUGUUCCUUUUUGCCAGUCAAGUUAUUGUAAUGGCCGCAAGUCGAUGUUUAUGCUUUGGGAGAGGUUUGAGGCCAGGAAGUUCGAGAACAUGGGCAAUCGCGUUAUUCAUUGUUUGCUGGGUGACAUUCUUAGUUGCAGAGAUUUGCCUUUUGGCUGGCUCGAUAAGGAAUGCAUAUCACACCAAGUAUAGGAAGAUGAUAGCGAGCGAUCUUUCGUGCGAGACAUUGAGACAGGGAGUGUUUGGAGCCGGGGCUGGUUUCAUUGUCAUGACCGGAAUAGUAUCUGAAGUCUAUUACGUUAACUAUGCCAAGUCGCACAUUUGUUCGACGCUGCCUCUGGAAACCGGUAUAAGAAUGGGGUCAUUUUAGUGGAUUCUUUCUUUUGAGUGUUGAAUCAUUAACAAGAUUGCGUUCUUAACUAUUUGAUCUAUGACUUAUUAUAGAUUAGUUUAUGAUGAUAUAUGUAUGUGUGCUUAUUAUGAAUUUAUGGUAGUAAUGUACUUGUGUAAAU
Molecule: messenger RNA, 820 nt
Organism: Impatiens glandulifera
Lineage: Eukaryota; Viridiplantae; Streptophyta; Magnoliopsida; Ericales; Balsaminaceae
Exons: 4
Coding region: 118-678 (186 amino acids)
Source: RefSeq, a predicted model, not a curated record